CUGAUUGUAGGGGCUUUUGGCCCUCCCUGAUUUUGGCAGGCGCAUGUCCUUGUGGAGAGUCGGGCUUAUUUGGAAAAUAAGGGAGUUGUCAGGCGGAAGAGAAGACUUGGCUUAAUAUUACAUUAGCCUAUCCAAAGCUCUCACUGCAAGUUUUCUGUGGCAUGUGUUUAAAACCUACAGCAGGCCUAUAACUAGCAUAUAUCUCAAACAGAGUUUAUAAGCCAAGGAAUUUGUUGACGGGGAUUUAUCAUCUUAAUAGCCAUCCCUCUGGAAAGCGCUGGUGUGCUGUCAUUGCGUAAACGCAUCCCCCACCUCCCUCGAAAGUGCUACUUCUGGAGGACUAGAGCGGACAUCACUGGACGUCUCACCUCCCUAACACAGUCUGUCUCCUACAUAUGUUUGACUCUCCACCUCUAUCCAGCCGACAGUGAGUCAUCCCCGGUAUAGCCAGUCGACCCGCCACUCCCGGUGGGUUCUUGUGCGGAGGAUGGAGACCAACCCCAUUCCCGUGGUAACGGUCCAGACGAGCCCGUUUGAUGACCAGCGGCCCGGUACUAACGGGCUGCGGCGGAAGACGGCUGUGUUCGAGGGCAAGAAGAACUACCUGCAGAACUAUAUCCAAAGUGUACUGUCGUCCAUCGACCUGAGGGACCGCCAGGGAUGCACGAUGGUGGUGGGCAGCGACGGACGCUACUUCAGCCGAGCAGCCACCGAGAUUAUAGUUCAGAUGGCCGCUGCCAACGGGAUUGGUCGGCUGGUGAUUGGACACAACGGCCUCCUCUCCACCCCUGCUGUGUCCUGCAUCAUCAGGAAAAUCAAGGCUAUUGGUGGAAUCAUCCUGACAGCCAGUCACAAUCCAGGAGGCCCCGGGGGAGACUUUGGGGUCAAAUUCAACGUGGCCAAUGGAGGCCCGUCUCCAGACACGGUGAUGGAGAAAAUUGCCCAGGUGAGUAGGACCCUGGAGGAGUAUGCCAUAUGUCCUGACCUCCGCAUUGACCUGGCCAGGCUGGGACGCCACGACUUUGACCUGGAGAACAAGUUCAAACCCUUCAGAGUUGAGAUAGUGGACUCGGUCGAGUUGUACCUCAAUCUCCUGAGAACCAUCUUUGACUUCAACGCCAUCAAGAGCCUUCUGACAGGACCUGAACAGCUGAAGAUACGCAUAGAUGCCAUGAACGGAGUGAUGGGUCUGUACGUGCGCCGUAUCAUGUGUGAUGAGCUGGGGGCUCCUGCCAAUGCGGCUGUCAACUGUGUCCCCAUGGAGGACUUUGGGGGCCGGCCUCCUGAGCCCAACCUCACAUACGCAGCCCCAUUGGUUGAUGCCAUGAAGGGCGGAGACAUUGGUUUCGGAGCUGCGUUCGAUGCAGACGGGGACCGGUAUAUGAUCCUGGGUGAGAAUGGUUUCUUUGUGAACCCUUCAGACUCCUUGGCUGUUAUGGCUGCCAACCUCUCCUGUAUCCCCUACUUCAGACAGCUGGGACUAAAGGGCUUCGCUAGGAGUAUGGCUACCAGCACUGCCCUAGACAGUGUGGCCAAGGCCUUGAAGGUGGCUCUGUAUGAGACUCCUACAGGCUGGAGGUUCUUUGGGAACCUGAUGGACUCCGGGAGGUGCUCGCUCUGCGGAGAGGAGAGCUUUGGGACAAGUUCAGACCACAUCCGUGAGAAGGACGGUCUGUGGUCGGUGCUGGUGUGGCUGUCCAUGAUGGCUGCCAGGAAACAGGGCGUGGAUGAGAUCGUCAAGGACCACUGGGCCAAGCUCGGACGCAACUACUUCUGCAGGUUUGACUAUGAGGGCGUGGACCCCAGAGCAGCCUUCUAUCUGAUGAGGGACUUGGAGGGGGUGAUCACAGACAAAGCCUUCCCAAGCCAGAAGUUUGCUGUGGGGAACACCGUCUACAGCGUGGAGCGGGCUGAUAACUUUGAGUACGUCGACCCUGUGGACGGAACCGUGGUCCGCAACCAGGGUCUGCGGAUCAUCUUCACUGAUGCAUCCCGUCUGGUCUUUCGUCUGAGUGGGAGUGGGGGAGGGGCCGGGGCCACGGUCCGGAUCUAUGCAGAGAGCUUAGAGAGAGACCCCGAGAGACAAAACAGAGAAACUCAGGCGGUGCUGGGUCCCCUCAUUGCCAUCGCCCUGAAGAUCUCUGACAUCCACGAGAGGACAGGACGCCGCAGCCCCACCGUCAUCACCUGAGCUCUGCACCACCGCACACACACACACACACACCUGAGUGCCCCCCCCCCCCACCACAAAACACACACGCAUCUCUGAGGCCACCACAUCCUGCUUGUUGUCACACCUGGGGCCAAUAGCAAGCAAGCGCUAUUCACUCUCUAUUUAUAUCAACAUUUUAAAUAUUAUUUGGUCUGCAAAGAAAAGAAGCAAACUGUGUAUUUCAGCAGUUGAUAAGACACCAUUUGUUAAUAUCAUGCCUCUGUUUUGAAAGUUUUGUGUUCUGGAUGUGCGAAAUUACAGCCACAAAGCCUGUGUCUUUAUCUAUGUGUGUGUGUGUGUGUAUUUGUUUGCCUUAUCAUUCAUUAUAAAGGCGACUGACGGAAUUAAAGACAGAUGUCCAGUUGUUUAUACAACAUGUUUUCUUACGAUAUAUUUUUUAACAUAGUAUAAUUUUAAGCAGCGUUUCACCUUUCAGGAAGUUUCUGCCACAUGCAUGCAUGCGUACACACACACACACACACACACACACACACACACACACACACACACACACACACACACACACACACACACACACACACACACACACACACACACACACACACACACACACACACACACACACACACACACACACACACUUCCAAGUAUGUUUGUCUUUAGCCAUGAGUAAAUCGCACAUACAGAAAAAUGAUAUAUUGGAAUAUAUUCCAAUAAAAUAUAAAUAUAUUUAAAUAUAUGUGGGAAAUGUAUUUAUCAAAUACAUAAAUAAAUAAAAUAUAUGUACAUGUAUAUUUGUAAAAUACACCCUCACCUCACAACCUUCUCCGUCCUUAGCACUAGGUUCCCAGAGUGGUGUUUUGCAAUGCUUAGUUGGAUCAACUGGAGUUGCAGUUGAAAAUAGAUUCUACAGCAAUUGAGGUAUAGCCUACCUGCCACUUAUGAAACAUAGUAAAAAUAAAUAAGGUGUUAUUUCGGAAACUUAAAAUACUUGAACGUAAAUCUUUUAAUACAUUAAAAUAUGUUUCCCGAGCUGUCAAUCACAAUUUGAAACGUUCCCGAUCCCCAUCCACAGCCCCACCUCCAAUUGAUGGAGCAGACUUUACAAUUUUGAAUUUUCUUCUGAAGAGCUGUUGUCACCGCCAAAAAGCUUUUGGUCAUUUUAUUAUUCAUUCAUAACAUUUAAUUAAAAUAUGUUUUUAACCUGAUGGGUGAUGAAGGAAGAAGAUCAUUUAUUCAACUGCAAGCAAGAGUUUUCAACAAACUUGCUAACUAACACAGCUAGCUACCUACCUAGCUAGCUCCUUCUUUAGCUUGCCACGAACAUGCAGUGUGACUGGUAAGAAUUGUUUUGAAAAUUAAAGUUCAGUAGAGUUAAUGUCAUGUAUUAGAUAUAAUUUCAUUGCCAAAACUAUUGUUAAAAUGUUCUUGGCUAGCCAAGCUAAUUUAGCUAGGUUUAGUGAGGGGGAUAUUUCUGAUAGAACUGGCUAGCUGGAUUAUUUAUAGCAACAACAAAAAAUAUAUUUGUACCUCCAGCAGUGGAUCCUUCUGGUCUGGAGCACAGUUGCCUAUGGAUAGACCCCAUCCAAUGUAAGUAGUCUUUUGUAUCAUUUAGUUAGCUAGUUCCCGAUUAAAUAAAAAUGUGUUCACAAACAUUAACCCCUUAUUUAUUUUUUAUCUUGUGUGGAAUUGUUUCAAUGACUCCAUUAUCCACAAGGAUAUCAACUUGUCAGUCAGCAAUGGACACUGGAGGUGAGGGAAUCUACAUUAUAAGUAUCAAUUUGAUGGUAAUGAACAUAAACCCCUAAUUCUUCAUCGUGUCCAAUGUUUUCACUGACUCUGUCUUUGCGUUAUUCAACAUGUGACUCUGAAAAUGGACAUUGGAGGUGAAGGAAUAUACAUUGGAAAACUGAUUGAAUGAAUGUUGUUUCCAUGUCAUUUCAACAAAAAAUGUAAUGUGAUGAUGUUGAAUAAAUGUGGAAAACUGAUUGGAUUUGCAAAAAGUCAUCAAUGUAGGGUAAUUUCAAGUUUUAACCUAAAUGUUGAAUUUUUGUUGAUUUCACGGUGAAUUAACAUUAGUUGACAACUCAGCCAAAUGUAAAAUCAAAACUAGAUGUGGAAAUUAUGUCUGUACCCAGUGGGAAUUUGAGAGCAAAAAAAUAAAUAUAUAUACUGUCACACCCUCA
Messenger RNA from Oncorhynchus masou masou (cherry salmon), 4359 nucleotides. It is a transcript of the gene pgm5, whose product is annotated as phosphoglucomutase 5. Gene Ontology annotation, biological process: carbohydrate metabolic process; myofibril assembly; striated muscle tissue development. The record is from RefSeq and is a predicted model, not a curated record. The coding region runs from base 488 to 2191 and encodes 567 amino acids. Gene Ontology annotation, molecular function: phosphoglucomutase activity; magnesium ion binding. Gene Ontology annotation, cellular component: cytosol; sarcolemma; adherens junction. NCBI's taxonomy places the organism in Eukaryota, Metazoa, Chordata, Actinopteri, Salmoniformes, Salmonidae. The transcript is spliced from 11 exons.